GCCGGCCGCCCGAGCCGCUGCAAUCUGUUGCGCGGCCGCCCGCGGGAGCCGGCAGAUCCGGGUCUCGUGGCCCAAAGUGACGUGGGCAAUCGAACCAAAACAGAGGAGGGGAGGAAGCCGGCGGCCAGCAGCGGCGGCGGCGGCGGCGGCGUCCCGAGAAGGCUCCCGGGUUCCCGGCUCGCAUCCCCUCCCGCCCCCGUCGCUCGGGUGUUCCGGGCGGAUCUAAGCAGUCAAGUUCACUCAAGCUGGGUAAUCAUGGCAGAAGGCGGAUUCGAUCCCUGUGAAUGUGUUUGCUCUCACGAACAUGCGAUGAGAAGGCUGAUCAAUCUGUUGAGGCAGUCCCAGUCCUACUGCACAGACACAGAAUGUCUUCAGGAACUCCCAGGCCCAUCUACUGACAAUGGCAUCAGUAUCACCAUGAUCUUGAUGGCCUGGAUGGUCAUUGCAGUCAUCCUGUUUCUCCUGAGACCUCCUAAUCUAAGAGGAUCCAACUUCACUGGGAAACCAGCCAGUCCGCACAACGGACAAGAUCCACCAGCCCCUCCUGUGGACUAACUUUGUGAUCUGGAAAUUGAGAAUAAUUAACACCUUGCACGACCAAAUGAACGAAGAUGACCAGAGUACUUUUAACCCCGUUAGAACAGUUUUUCUUUUUGCAUUUGAAUAUGGGAUGGUCUUGUUUUCAUGAGCUUCUAGAAAUGUCACCUGCAAGCUUCUGCUGUUUUCUGUUAUCACUAUUCUUCAUUACAAUUUAUUUGAGUAAAUGAUUAUAUUUAAAAACAAUUUACACGGGAUUUUUUUGGUUAUCCUAAGCUUAAACAUUCCAUUCAUUCUCUUUAUAAUUGUGUUCAUAUUUUUUUUAAAAUGAUUUCUGACCUGAUUGAGAGAUUUGAGAUAUAUGCAUUUAAAUAUUUUAGUCUUACUAGGUUUUUUAAUUUCCUUUUUUUCUCCCCAAUCAAUAUUUAUAAAGUUAUUUGGGGUUUUCUGAGAUUAUAUGAAAGAAAAUUCUAACUACAUUGUAUUUACAUGUACCUAGAAGUUUGGUUUGUGGAGGGAGUGGAAGUUUUCUCUAGUUUUGGGGAUGAUGGCAACAUUUGAAAUAUUUUAUUAGUUACAGCUAAAAUCUCUAGCAUUCACUAGAAUUGGCUAUGUGGUUAGGAAAGGAGAUGGGAAGAAGUAAAUUUGUUGUUUACUACGUUUUCUACUCCCACACAAAUGUGUCUAAUGUUAAGAAAUCUUUAAAUAAACAUGAUUUAAAUAUGGUCGAUGAUUUACUGCCCACUAAUGACAUUUGUAAUGCACUGCACAAGAGCCUCACAGAUUCAUGGAAAGAGUAGAAAAAUAAAUUCUUUCUGCCUUUGCCAGGUUUAAGCGACACUUUAUUUUUAAUAUGGUGCCUCUCUGGAUGCUUCUUUCUGUUCUAAUACUUCUCUCUUAAACAAAACAGUCUUGAAAUUUUGGAGGUGUCUAUGAUAUUUGAAUGCCUAUUUACUUAUUUACCUGAUUUUUUUCUUCAAAGAAACAUUUUUUUUCUCCAGUCUUUUGUUAUCCUUUGGCUUUAAGAUUAUUGAAUGGGUUCUUGGCGUUUUCCAAGGGAAAAGAAGGAAAAUGAAAAAACAAUUAAGGUAGGACCAGAGCACAGCAGUGGGUAGAGUACCCCAUCUUGUCCCCUGGGUCCUGCUAGGAGAGAUGACAAGCACAGAACCAGAAGUAAGCCCUGAGCACCCCAAGGGAUGGCCCCAGCACCCCUAACCUCCCAGAGAAGGUUUUUUUUCUCACCCUGUAUCUCAUUCUUGUUUGGUAAUGGAAUGGACAGGGGUAGGUAGGAGGAUUAAUAUAAGUAAAAAUUUUAAUUGAAUUUAUUCUUAAAAAGGGGAAUUAAAAAAACAUUGUUUUUCUCAGAAAGAAAAUAAAUACAAAUUGCACUUUUUACCAAAAAAGUCCGCAUGACCUAUGUGGAAGUUUCCCCUUAAAUAAUUACAAAUGAAAAUAUGCAGGCAAGAAGAUAAUUUAUUAUCAAUGUAAGGGUUCCCUCCCCCCCCCCAAUUCAUCUAGCAAUCCACUGUAUAGAUCUGAGAAAUUAUUUAUAUGAAUUGAAUUAUACUGUUUAAGAGUCUCUGGUGCAAUUGUGUAAUGUUGUCCAUAAGGUUAUUUCCGCCCCCUUUAGUAUGAUUACAUUAUAGGCCAUAACUUCGCAAGGGCUUGGUUUCAUUAUAUAAACCAGUGUGGACUGCUGUAUUUCUUAUGUUUCUUGGCUUUCUGAUCAAAUUCUUGAAAUAACAUGACCAACUCUUUUUUUCUUUCUUUUUUCUUUUCUCUACUGAAUCACCGUGAAUUACAGUCAGUCAUGAUUUAGUUUCAGGUAUACAGUGUUCCAACACCAAUCCACUUCCUCCACUAAUGUCCUCGGUUUCCCUCCCACCCCGCUUCCUGCCCUUUUCUUUUCUUUUCGGCUCUGGGUUUACAGCACUCUCACUGAUAGGGUAUCACUCGUAUCCCUUUAGUAUCCCCUUCCCUGUCCUAUCCCCCUCAGUGGCUUGCCUCCUACUGAAGAUCAGUUCUCAUGCUUUUUGUUCUGUUGCCUUUGAGCAUUUAUUAUUCCCCUACUGUGUUUAUAUCCCAUAUAUGAGAGAAUUUAUUCUGUGUAACUCUCUAUGAUCAACUAUUAGUGACUUGUGUAACCUGAAGGGCAUGGUGUAGCCUAAUGUAGGCAAGUCAAACCCAGAUGAAUAAACACCAGAGUUAAGGUUUUCCUCACGUGACCUACCUACCUACCAGAAGCUUUCCUAGUUCUAGAGCUGUUCAAGUUUUUUUUUUCUUUUUGGGUCACACCUGGCAAUGCACAGGGGUUACUCCUGGCUCAUGCACUCAGGAAUCACUCCUGGCGGUGCUCGGGGGGGCCAUAUGGGAUGCUGGGGAUCGAAGCCAGGUCGGCUGCGUGCAAGGCAAAUGCCCUACCCCCUGUGCUAUCGCUCCAGCCCCAUAGAGCUGUUCAAGUUUUUAAAUCAAAAAGAGGUGGAUUGGCAUAAAAUAGAGCAACCUUGCGAUAAGCAUGCCUUUUUCCUGGCAGGCUUCAGAAUUUGGGGGCUUGCAGUUAUAUCCUGUCAGUUUGUUUUUUAAAAACCACAAGGAAGCAAACUCUGGUAGAGAUGCAUGAUAUAGUCAUGGAACCUACCAUUACAAAUGGUUGGAAUUUGGCGAUGAUUGAAGAAGUAGCAUGACUUGGAAGUAGAAACAUAUCCUCUGAGCUAGAGCCUUAGAAUCCAGAUUCUUUUCUCUUUUUUUCUUUUCUGUAUUCUUGUUUACUCCUUGAUGCCCCUGAUUUUUGAGUUGUAUUGUUUUUGUUUUUCCCUGGUGCCAAGAACUAAGUGCCAGGGUUGGAGAGCUAGUCCUAAGGGCUAGAGCUUGCUUGGCCUGUAUCCUGGAGUCCCUCGGUUCAAUCCCUUGCCACAUGACCCCAACAACUGUACAGGUGUAGCCCAAGUAGCCCCUCAGCACUGCUGAUAGGACGCUACCCCCCAGCCAAACAUCAAACCCUAUGUUACCAGAUCUCCACCUCCCACACCUGGACAUGUGGAUUCUUAAUCCCAGUCUCUCGUUCUGUCAUGUAUACUUAAUGGUCAUCCAGACUUUUCAUCUUUUCAUAUAUGGACCAUUCACUUAAUUAGUAACAAAAGUUCAGAGUGAACUAUUUAGUCUUAGGGGUUUGGGUGUUUUUUGAUGGUUUGUUUUGUUUUUGGCUUUUGGCUUGUAAGAUUUUCUUCACAUUUUGGAUAAAGACAGUCCACGACUGCACACAAUGUAUUCCUGUUAGCCUAACUAGUAAUUUAGAUUAUUGUAUUCUUCAAGCUUCUACAUGUGGCCUUUUAUUGAGCGCACUUACUCAGUACUUGGCCUGUAAACAUUUUGCCUAAACCGUAGCUACAACCAUUUAAAAAUAAAUCGGUGUGCUGGGAAUGUGUCUCAGUGGUAGAGCAUCUGACUUCCAUGUAUGAGGCCCUGGGUUCAAGACUGGGUCGAGCACAGGGCCAGGAGUAGAUCCUGAGCACCACUAGGGAGGGCCUAAAAGGCAACAACAAUAGCAAAAUUAAAUCUGGAAACAGUACAGUACAAGACUAAAUAUUUGAGGUUUAGCUCUUAAGCAUUCUACAAAUGCCAUUGUUUCAGAGUAAUUUUUUAAAUUUUUUUUUGCUUUUUGGGUCACACCUUGCAUUGCACAGGGGUUUCUCUUGGCUCAUGCACUCAGGAAUUACUCCUGGCAGUGCUCAGGGGACCAUAUGGGAUGCUGGGAAUCGAACCCGGGUUGGCCCGCGCAAGGCAAAUGCCCUACCCGUUCGUUGUACUAUUACUCCAGCCCCAAGACUAAUUUUUUUAAUGCAAAAUAACAUUUUUUCUUGAUGGAAAAAGUUAACAUUGAAACUGUAUUAGGAAAGAUUUUUAUUAUGAAUAUAGCCAAACACUAUCUCUGAGUUGCAGAGGUUUUCCAAAGUAGCUAUUAAGUUACAGCUAUUCCUUGGUUACUUUUAUUGUCCUUGUGGUAUGCAAUAUUAGUGUUUAUAGAAUCACAAAUAUUUUACAUUUUCAAAGGAACCUAAGAACCUUGAAUGAAAAAUCUUUCACUCUAAGUGGAUUAUGUGCAAAAAUUUGAUCAAAUUCAAGAAGCGAAGCUGUAACUUGAAGAGAAAAAUAAAGCGUUUACAAUUAAAUUUUUGUUGUUGCAGUACUAUUCCUGAAUAAUAGGUCUUCUGUAUUUGUUAACCAUGUCUGAUUAUUUGUUCCAAGCAAAAGUGGUCAUGUGAUAUGCUAAAUAUUAAUUGCUGUUUAAGUAUUUAAAUCAUGCCAAACAAAUCAUGUCUAUGCCAUUCAGGUUUAUUGUAAUCUUUUAUUGAGUUCUUGGACUGGGAUAAAGGGCUUGUACUAUGCACUUUUUAUUAAUGAAUAAAUAGAAAACAUUAGUAACA
This is a messenger RNA of Sorex fumeus (smoky shrew), 4961 nucleotides long. RefSeq names its product small integral membrane protein 14 (gene SMIM14). Gene Ontology annotation, cellular component: endoplasmic reticulum. The record is from RefSeq and is a predicted model, not a curated record. The coding region runs from base 256 to 555 and encodes 99 amino acids. Lineage: Eukaryota; Metazoa; Chordata; Mammalia; Eulipotyphla; Soricidae. The transcript is spliced from 5 exons.